GUCCUUUUGUCGCAUCCUGAAGAAGAGAGACAGCCUGCUGAAGUGAUCCUAGCAAGCUCAUGGCCAGCUCGUCGACGCUCAGCAAGUCCGAUGGUCGUACACUGAUCCUCUUGUUCGAUGGCACGACGAACCAAUUCUCUGCAACGAACACUAACAUUAUCAAGCUGACUGCACUCCUAGACAAGACGCGCCAAGAUCAGACGAUCUACUAUCAGUCGGGCGUCGGUACCUACCCACCUCCAGGACUGUUCAGCCAGCUCGCAAAGUGGACAGCCCAACUCAUCGACCUGGCCACUGCCGCUUUCAUCGAUGUCCACAUUCUUGGCGGCUACACCUAUCUUUGCAACAACUGGAGACAAGGCGAUCGGAUCUGUAUCUUCGGCUUCUCGCGCGGAGCCUACACUGCGAGAUGUGUGGCCGGCAUGAUCGAAAAGGUCGGCCUACUCAUGCCCGAGAACGAGGAGAACUUUAGCAAGGCGUAUGCGAUGUAUGCUGACAAGACACUUAUUGGGCGAGAGCUUGCGCGUGGUUUCAAGGCAACUUUUGGUCGCAACGUUCGAGUGGACUUUGUGGGAUGCUUCGACACCGUCUCUAGCGUGGGCGUUCUGUUCACCAAGACGCUGCCCUUUACGUAUUCGUCCACUUCCAUAAACUAUUUCCGUCAAGUGCUCGCUCUCGACGAGCGGAGGACACGCUUUCAGCCUGCCAUCUUUGCUCGGCCAGAGUCGCAGUCAGAACGGAAUCCCCACGUGCCUGUACCUGCGUCGGCGUUCGACAAGACGCCGAUCGAUGUGAUCCAGGAGAGGGCGCGGCAGCAUCACGAUCAAUCCAAGAAAUGGUCGACAACCAAUGUCAAAGAAGUUUGGGUCUCGGGUUGUCAUACAGAUUGCGGAGGAGGAUCCUCGCUUGACACCGCCCCUUCUAGUCUGGCCAAUGUCGGACUAGGCUGGAUGGUACGCGAGAUGUUGCUACUUCAUAAAGAGCUCAAGAUCCGCUUUGAUGCGGAUGCACUCGUCGCUUCCGGCAUAGACGUCAAUCUGAGCGAGCAGAAUGCUGACGAUUGGUGGCGAGGGGUCGACGCUACCUCGCCCAUGCAUGACAACCUUGCCAGCUGGCUUUCACCUUGGUGGCUAUUGGAGAUCUUGCCUCUUGGUCGUACAUGGCAAACGUCGCCGGGUCACUGGAAGACUUCAUAUUGGCCAAAUUUGGGGCGUCAUCGUCACUUGCCUGCGCCUGACGCAAAGAUCUAUACCUCUGUCGAAUAUCGGAUGCAAAAGCGGAGUCGGACAUACCAUCCGGCCUUGCCGCAAGACUAUGUCUUUUGGCCCCCCGCCCGAGCUGUGGAAACCAAGGACAGUCUGGACAAUAACUGAUACUAUUCACGCCGUCUCACGAUCACAUACACGAACCAUUGUAUUCUAUGCACCUGCAUCUUCGACGAUAGAAGC
Messenger RNA from Mixia osmundae IAM 14324, 1448 nucleotides. RefSeq lists its product as uncharacterized. Bases 60 to 1373 code for a protein of 437 amino acids. The transcript is spliced from 3 exons. The record is from RefSeq and is a predicted model, not a curated record. Lineage: Eukaryota; Fungi; Basidiomycota; Mixiomycetes; Mixiales; Mixiaceae.